Messenger RNA from Cornus florida, 961 nucleotides. RefSeq lists its product as uncharacterized. The transcript is spliced from 5 exons. Gene Ontology annotation, cellular component: mitochondrion; ribosome. NCBI's taxonomy places the organism in Eukaryota, Viridiplantae, Streptophyta, Magnoliopsida, Cornales, Cornaceae. Gene Ontology annotation, biological process: translation. The coding region runs from base 277 to 756 and encodes 159 amino acids. Gene Ontology annotation, molecular function: structural constituent of ribosome; RNA binding. The record is from RefSeq and is a predicted model, not a curated record.
UUAGUGUAAAAUUCAUGAUAUACCUCACCUACCCCUCAGCAUGAAUCUUAGGUUUUUUAUCCAAGCAUACCGAAAAAAUCCCUAAUCUUUCUCACCUCAACCCCAUAACACCACCCAUCUACGCAUAGCAACUACCGUCGACCACUACCACAGUGGUAUCGCAACCACUGUCAACUACACCACCAUCGUACACUCAAUACCAUCUACAUAUCUCCUCACAUCGGUCGAAUCUCUCCCCGUCUCUCUGUUCCUCUCUCUAUCGCUGCUCUAUUUGAAAUGGGUUGGAAAGCUGCUCAGAAACUCAUUCAACACUGGAAGAUUCUCAGAGGAGAUAAUGUGAUGAUAAUGAGGGGUAAAGAUAAAGGCGAGUCUGGUGUUAUCAAGCGUGUCAUUCGCUCGCAAAAUCGUGUUAUUGUUGAGGGUAAAAAUUUGGUGAAGAAACAUAUCAAGCAAGGGCAAGGUCAUGAAGGUGGGAUUUUUACAAUUGAGGCCCCACUUCAUGUCUCAAAUGUUCAGGUUCUGGACCCAGCCACGGGGAAGCCUUGUAAAAUUGGAACCAAGCGCCUAGAAGAUGGUAGCAAAGUAAGAAUUUCUCGCGGUAUGGGAGCAUCAGGGUCCAUAAUCCCUCGCCCUGAGAUCCUAAAAAUAAGGACCACACCAAGGCCGACAAUUGCUGGACCCAAGGAUACUCCAAUGGAUCUUGUAUUGGAGAAGACAUACGAUGCUAAAACUGGGAAGGGAAUGCCAAGUCUUUAAUCAACCGUUUCUUUGUUUAGUUUCAUUUUAUACAGUUUGAGUACCAGGCAGUUGUUUUAUGCAGGCUGAAUUAUUGAGAUUUUCGCAUUCCAAAAAUUUGUUUCCUUUCCUUCUUGCCCGACCAAUAACAACAAACUUUUGGAUUGUAAAAGUCCAGACAAAUGUUGAACUUUGUUCUUGAACGGUGAGUAGGAUUUUCUGAUUA